GCGUAUGGGACAUCAGCUUAUGCAAGCUGCGCCCUUCCGAGUGGGCCAUACCGGUGAUGCCGUGAAAAAGCCCAGAAGAGAUAGAGUUUCCGCUCUUGUAGUUUGUUGUUCUCUCGGAGUUUUAGACAACAUGCCAGGCUCUUGUUCAUGUCAGGUUUUUCUUGCGCUUGAUACUCUGACUUGGAUGUUGACGCCUCAGCGACCUCUUAGCAGACGGCAUAAGUACGCGUGCGCACCUAAAUGUCCAUCAGUGUGUAUGUGUGUGUAUGAGUAAACCUUUGUUCGGUGGUGGAGACGUGAGCUAUUCUUGCCAUCGUGAUGAAGUAUCUCGGGAUGGGCGUUCAGAGGUCAUUACGGCACAUCGAUGUCCUAUACUCGUGCUACUCCCUUUGAGAGGGUCAAACUGGACCGACGACUGCAUCACAUAUCGGGAGAUAUAAAGUUUGCUAUUAUGGCUAAUUAGGGGAAAGUAGCGCAGCAAGCUGCCAAUCUAGCCGCAGGAACGGCGAAGCGCGAGGAAAAUAGCCCUUGAGAAGAGAGCUCUACAGAUGCCCUUUCGCCGGGGAAAUGAACAAACUCUGUGCGGCAAAUGGCACUCAGUUUAAGGCUCAGGAAUCUUAUCGACCGCAACGGGGAAAGUACCUCCCUUUUUCUAAGAACCAUCAGUCCUGAGAAUAUUUGUAAUCCUCAAGACCGAACGUAUCCAGAGCGCUUGGGGUGUCGAAAAGCAGCUAGCUCAGAGCGCACAGGCUCCAGGAAAUAAAGACGCUCCUCGUUAUAGUUAUGGUUGGGACUGGGGGGUAUUGUGCGCUGAGAGAUGAUUUGCGCUCUAACUAUCCUGGCCAAUUCAACCAAUCCUGAAGGACAGCAGUUCCGGGAUUGUGCAAAUACGAGAGGGGUACGUCGUCUCCUGUGUGGGUUUCUAUAAAAGACGGCUCGGUGUGAGACAGGUAGGACGUACCCGAGGCAUUGCCUGAAUGACAGUGUAGUGAUAAAAAUUACCUGUUGCUCAAAACAGCUCAUUUUGUCCCUUUCCUCUUUCUUGCCCUUGACCACGACCUUCUCGAUCAAACCAAGACACCAUGACCACCGAUGAAAACAAAGCACGUUAUUUCUACGUUAAGAAUAAUAGUAACAAGAAGAAGCCAUCUUCCAAGAAAACCGAGAACAAUGUCGAUCCUGCGAAAAAGAAAGCGGCCUCCAAGCGUGAUGGCAAGUCCGAUACCUCGCAGGAUCUUAAUGCAUAUUCGCACUUUUCGCCUCUCUUUGGAGAGAGUCAUAAUGACGCGUCUGUGGAGUACCCAUGCAAAACUAUUGAGGAAGCAAUUUUGGCGAAGCCAGGACUUACUCCUGUGGAGUGGUGCUGGAAGCUCGUGGUUGCUGAAGACGAGAAAUUCGAAAAAAAUAACCCGGGCCUUUUGAGAAACCGCGUCUUUAGCAAGACUCAAUGUGUCAAUCCUGGCGCAGAGCACGUUAAAUUCUAUAAUUCAAAGAUUGUCCAGCUCUCUGAUGUGCUCGAGCACAAGUGUGAUUCAUUGUGUUAUAGCAAGCAGAGGCACCAUCUCAUCUUCCAUUAUUCCCACCAUCGCGGCUCCGAUGGCAAUCCGGGAACCUCUACUCACCCUGCUGCUGGCCCAAGAGAUCAAUCGCUUGAGCAAAGUGAUGGUUAUACGCACUUUUUGCUUGAUGUGGAGGAGGCUAUGGAUGGUAUGGUUAUGACUACCUGAAAGCAUGUGCAGCAUUUUUGCGGCCAUAAUGUGUGAGUUUAUUAAUGAAUGCGGUUCUCAGUCCUUUUUGUCUUGGUCUCGCCCACUCAUGGCAACGACGACAUCGCUUUGGCGUGUGCCUACUCUGAGCCGAAAGAAUAUUCCUGCUUCAGGACCAUCGCCUGCGCGAAGGCAGCCUGGCCUGAUCAUACGGUAUUGCUGCUCGUUCCUCGAGCUUGUACGUUCGCAAAUUAAAUCUUGCUUCUCAUAGAAUUGCCACAGAUUCUUUGUUUCUGGAUGCGAAUUAUAUGCUUACAUUAUGGUUAUGGUUAUGGCUACAGCUACCCAGAAAGAGAUUAGAGCUGCCAAGACGAAUGUGGCUGAUACGAAGCCACACGAUGUGCGUCACCUGUUAGCGGUUUGUAGCAGAGUUUUCAUCUUUCAUAACUAACGAGAGGUGCUGUUAUGCCCUUAAUUUUAUUCUGCAAACAAAUGGCUCUGAUGUCAAACUUUUAUUCUAUGAAAUCAGGAAUCCGAUCCCGUCAACACUCUUGGGUCUCGGGUCCAGGACAUUAGCUUGAAUAAGUCCCAGAGGCGCUGAGAUCGUAUUUUUGACAAGCCCUGCCUGGGAUCCUUAAACGCUCUUGGGUCUCAGCUCGAAGACAUGGACUUAAAAAAGUCCCACAGGCGCUGAGAUUGUAUCUUGUAACCAUAAUGUCACCCCCGACGCUGCGUCGGAACUUCGCUCA
Messenger RNA from Fonticula alba, 2455 nucleotides. RefSeq lists its product as hypothetical. The transcript has 9 exons. NCBI's taxonomy places the organism in Eukaryota, Rotosphaerida, Fonticulaceae. The record is from RefSeq and is a predicted model, not a curated record. The coding region runs from base 1083 to 1727 and encodes 214 amino acids.